Messenger RNA from Microsporum canis CBS 113480, 858 nucleotides. RefSeq lists its product as hypothetical. NCBI's taxonomy places the organism in Eukaryota, Fungi, Ascomycota, Eurotiomycetes, Onygenales, Arthrodermataceae. The record is from RefSeq and is a predicted model, not a curated record. The transcript is spliced from 2 exons. Bases 1 to 858 code for a protein of 285 amino acids.
AUGACAGGCGUUGACCACCCAUACCCCCUAAACCCGGAGGUGCCUUCAUGUUCGCCGCCAGCAUACGAAGCUGUGGCGGGUGAAGGUGCUCCAUCUGCAUCCCAUCAGAGGUCAAGCGGUGCGGUGACACUGACUAUAAAUGGCAAACACAUAUGCUCUUCUGUCUCUCCUGAUGGACAGCCGGUCUAUAGCCUCACCCAUGCUCUAGAUGGCCAUGAGAUGAGCCAGUAUGGUAUCUUGUUAACGCGCAUUGAACAACGGACAGUCUCGUCGUCUUCUCAGGGCAUACCAACUACAAAGACGGUCAAGCGUGAUAUAUUUGCACUUCGCGAUGCCCCUGUUCUUCACAUCGGGCAUGCUCGUUACGAGAUAGAUGGCCGACGAUAUCUGUCGGACAAAAAGGGUCACAUGAGUAGGUCUUCCUACGGCGUUGGAUCCGGGUGGACUGCCUGGGGUAAAGGGUUACCAUCCUUCACCCUCGAUCGGUCAGAGAGUGGCAAUGCCGGCAAAGUCGGUGAGACAACUGACUCUUCCUUUUAUGAAUGGCGUGAGAAGAAUAAAGGUCCGUUAAUAGCAAUGGAGACACGGAGGCGCUGGGAUAUGGAGAACAAAGUCGAGAUAUCCCCACCUAAGCUAGACUUGAUGAAGUGCUGGCGCGAUAUUGAUAGAGAGUAUUUGGAUUUCAUGGUUGCUGCAUGGUGCAUGCAUAACUGGCGAGAGGCAAAGGAUAUCACCAAGGAACCCAUAACUUGGGAUGAAUUCAAAAAACAAGCUCAAGUCACCGCCGCAAAGCGAAAAAAACAAACUUGGCCUGCAGGUCGCUCAAGUGCCUUUAGUCUUACUGGAUUUGUAUCAUAA